GCCAUAUUGAAUAGACUGAAUGAACUGAGUUCAAAACAUUACGGAUAUUGUCUCAGAUGUGGCUUGUACUGUUUUUGUUUAUACGCUGACGUGUCCCGUUGUCGGAGCUGUAGCCGGAAGCUAAGGAAGAAAUUUAGUCGUUAGAGUUUAAUGCGAUAACGUUCGUUUCGUCGGAGAUCACUGGCAUACCAAGGAAGCUGAAAUGUCUGUGAUUCUACGAGCGUCAAGUUUUCUCUCUCGGAAAGCGAAGUGUGCUUUUUGUGGCAUUCGAUUUUCGUCUUCUGUAACAAGAUCAAGAACGAGUUUGUCAGCUUCAUUGGUUCUUGAAGAUGGAACAUGUCUGAAGGGCUAUUCCUUCGGCCAUAGCAAAUCCACUUCUGGAGAAGUGGUCUUUAACACUGGUCUGACAGGGUACCCUGAAGCACUGACAGAUCCAAGCUACAGAGGACAGAUUCUGGCCUUAACGUAUCCUAUAGUUGGAAAUUAUGGAGUGCCCAGCACAACUGAGCGUGAUAAAUAUGGGUUAUUAAAAUAUGUGGAAUCUGAGAACAUACAGGUAUCAGGGUUGCUUGUUCAAGAUUACUCUCACAACUACAGUCACUGGAAUGCUGUCAAGUCACUUUCAGAAUGGUUGCAGGAGGAAAAGAUUCCUGCUUUGUAUGGAAUAGAUACAAGAAUGUUGACCAAGACCAUAAGGGACAAGGGAACUGUACUUGGUAAAAUAGAGUUCGAAGACCAGCCUGUUGAAUUUGUGGAUCCAAACCAGAGAAACUUGACUGCAGAUGUUUCUGUUGAGAAAACACAAAUAUUUGGUAAAGGAAACCCAUACAAAGUGAUUGUUGUUGAUUGUGGAGUGAAACAGAACAUGAUCAGGCACUUAGUGAUGCGUGGUGCAGAAGUUCACUUGGUACCAUGGAAUUAUGACUACUCAGAUGAUAUUUACGAUGGUUUAUUUAUUUCCAACGGACCUGGAGAUCCUGCAUUGGCAUGGGAUGCCGUUCUGAAUCUGCGAAAGGUGUUGAACAGCAAUCGUAGCCAGCCGAUAUUUGGUAUCUGUAUGGGAAACCAGCUUACAGGUCUGGCAGCAGGUGCAAAGACUUACAAACUGCCUCUUGGAAACAGAGGACACAAUCAACCAGUUAUUAACCAGCUCAAUGGACAAGCAUUCAUUACUUCCCAGAAUCAUGGAUAUGCUAUUGACGACCAAACACUUCCUUCUAAUUGGAGAUCAUUGUUUAUUAAUGCCAAUGACAGAACUAAUGAAGGUAUCAUGCACACAGAAAAACCUAUAUUCACUGCACAGUUUCAUCCAGAAGCAUUUGGUGGACCAACAGACACUGAGUUUCUUUUUGACUCAUUUAUGGAUCUUGUGAAAGGAGGAAAGAACUCAGUGGAGCAUGCCAUUAGAAGACCCUUCAAAGUUCCACCUGCCCCUAAGGUGUCUAAAGUGCUGGUGUUGGGAUCUGGAGGUUUGUCCAUUGGUCAGGCUGGUGAAUUUGAUUAUUCAGGAUCUCAAGCUAUAAAAGCUCUAAAGGAGGAAAAUAUUAAGACCAUUUUGAUGAAUCCUAACAUUGCUUCUGUUCAAACUAAUGCAGAAGGAGAGAAACAGGCCGAUGUCGUGUACUUUGUGCCCAUCACCCAAGAAUUUGUUGAGGAUGUCAUAAGGCGUGAAAGACCUGAUGGAAUUCUAUUGUCAAUGGGUGGACAGACAGCCUUAAACUGUGGAGUUGAGCUGUAUGACAAAGGAGUAUUACAGAGAUAUGGUGUUCAGGUCCUUGGAACACCAAUAGAGUCAGUCAAAGCCACAGAAGACAGACAGUUUUUUGCUGACAAGCUCAAAGAGAUUGGAGAGAAGAUUGCGCCAAGUGUUGCUGUGGAAACAGUAGAAUCAGCAGUGAAGGCUGCCAAUACCAUUGGCUUCCCUGUGAUGGUUCGUGCUGCAUAUGCACUCGGAGGGUUAGGAUCAGGCUUGUGUGAAAAUGAAAAGAAAUUGAGAGAAGUUGCAACACAGGCACUGACUUUAUCAAAUCAGAUUCUCAUAGAGCAGUCGCUACUGGGCUGGAAAGAGAUUGAGUAUGAAGUGGUCAGGGAUGCAGCCGAUAACUGUGUUACUGUUUGUAACAUGGAGAAUUUUGAUCCUCUAGGAGUUCAUACAGGUGACUCCGUUGUCGUGGCACCAAGUCAGACUCUUUCCAAUGAGGAAUAUCACAUGCUUCGAGAAACAGCCCUCAAGGUUGUCCGCCAUCUUGGUAUAGUUGGUGAAUGUAACAUACAGUACGCUCUUCACCCCAAGUCACUGGAAUACUGUAUCAUUGAAGUUAAUGCCCGCUUGUCCAGAAGCUCUGCCCUUGCGUCCAAAGCGACGGGAACAGUGAUGGCAAUUGGUCGAACGUUUGAGGAGAGUUUCCAGAAGGCCUUACGUAUGGUUCAUCCCUCAGUUGACGGUUUUGUAUCAAAGCUUCCCAGCAUGCAUCAAGAAUUAUCAGACGGCAGACUUGACGACGAGCUGGUUGUUCCGUCAAACACUAGAGUGUACUCCAUCGCCAAGGCGUUACACGAGAAUUACUCCGUGGACCAAAUCCACGAAUUGACCAGCAUCGAUCGGUGGUUCUUACACAAACUGCAUCGUAUUGUGGAAAUAGAACGAGACAUGAAGAACCAGGAACUAGGAUCUUUACAGCGGGAAGAUUUGUUAGAGGCCAAACAAGCUGGGUUUUCCGACAAACAGCUAGGAAGGAUGAUUGGAGUACAAGAGAACGACGUGAGGAACGAGAGAAUCAAACAAGGAGUUAAACCCUGGGUUAAACAGAUUGACACAAUGGCUGCCGAGUACCCAGCGAAAACAAACUAUCUGUAUAUGACGUACAAUGGCCAGGAACAUGACUUGGUGUUUGAUGAUCAUGGUGUUAUGGUCCUUGGAUGUGGUCCUUAUCAUAUCGGCAGCAGUGUGGAGUUUGAUUGGUGUGCGGUGUCCUGUAUAAGAACUUUGAGAAACCUUGGAAUCAACACGGUUGUUGUAAACCACAACCCAGAGACUGUAAGUACAGAUUAUGAUGAGUGUGAUCGCCUGUACUUUGAGGAACUUUCCCUUGAAAGAGUCUUGGACAUCUAUCAACAAGAGGUGUGCAAAGGUGCUGUUAUCUCAGUUGGUGGCCAGAUUCCUAACAACCUUGCACUGCCUUUGUACAUGAAUGGUGUCAAUGUCCUGGGUACCUCCCCCCUGAUGAUCGACGCGGCCGAAGAAAGAUCUCGAUUUUCUGCAAUCCUUGAUGAGAUUGGUGUUGGACAGGCCCCAUGGAGGGCUGUAUCAUCUGUGGAUGACGCACUGAAUUUUGCUGCCACUGUGGGUUACCCAUGUCUUCUGAGACCUUCCUACGUUUUAAGUGGAUCAGCCAUGAAUGUUGCUUAUGGUCCAGUGGAGUUGAAGAAGUUUUUAGAAGAAGCUGCUAGAGUGUCUCAAGACCAUCCUGUUGUGAUGACAAAGUUCAUUGAAGGUGCGCGUGAAAUCGAAAUGGAUGCAGUGGCUAAGAACGGAAAGGUUGUCGCUCAUGCUAUUUCUGAGCACGUAGAGAAUGCUGGUGUUCAUUCAGGAGAUGCUACCUUGAUCUUACCUCCACAGACCAUCAGUGAAGAAGACAUUGCACAGGUCAAAGAGGCCACCAGGAAGAUAGCUGAGAAGUUUAACAUUUCUGGUCCGUUCAACACGCAGUUUUUGGCCAAAAAUAACGAGAUUAUGGUGAUUGAAUGCAAUCUGCGCGCGUCUCGCUCGUUCCCAUUUAUCUCCAAAACAGUUGGCACAGACUUCAUCGGUGUGGCUACCAAAGUGAUGGUGAACCAUCCUCUUGACGAACAUGCGCUUCCAAACCUGGACACGCCCCUACAGCCGGUUGGAUAUGUCGGCAUCAAGGCGCCCAUGUUUUCUUGGCCAAGACUGCGUGACGCCGAUCCGCUGUUGAGAUGUGAAAUGGCUUCCACUGGAGAGGUUGCUUGUUUCGGAGCCAAUGCCAAAACCGCUUUUCUCAAGGCUUUGAUGUCAACUGGCUUUCGUCUGCCUAAAAAAGGCAUUUUGAUUGGUAUUCAGCAAUCCUUGCAGCCAAAGUUCCUACCAACGGCCAACAAGCUGCACCAACUAGGAUUCACUCUGUACGCUACAGAGGCCACAGCACAGUAUCUGAAUGAGCACAAUAUCCCAGCGGAGCCUGUAGAAUGGCCGCUACACAGCGUCGGUGUCAAUCCAACAGCUACCAGACUGAUCCAAGACAAAGAAGUCGACCUCGUGAUCAACUUGCCCAAUCAGAACACCAAAUACAUCAAAGAUAACUACCUUAUAAGGAGAUCGUCCAUCGACACUGGGGUUCCACUCAUUACCAAUUUAGAGGUUGUGAAGAUGUUUGCCGAAGCUCUCUCGGAGACUGGCAAAAUCGAUGCCACUUCUCUCUUCCACUACCAGAAGUCGUCAAACAGAAAAGCAGUGUCCUGAAAAAAAAAAAAAAAAAAAAAAAAGACGCGAUAAUCUCCCGAAAAAGUUCAUUAACUUCUGAAAACUUCCUGUAUUUAAGUAGCGACGUUUCGCCCCGAAAAGUUAAGCUUCAUCUGAAAGUAAUAUUUUAGCCGUCAAACGGUGUAAUUCCUAAGAAAAAAAAAUUGUCGGGUAAAUAUUUUUGUAGUAGUGUUAUAAACUAUAAAUAGCAAGGGCGGAAGAAAAUAAACAAGACGCAUUAAAUGCC
This is a messenger RNA of Orbicella faveolata, 4727 nucleotides long. Its product is annotated as carbamoyl-phosphate synthase [ammonia], mitochondrial-like. Gene Ontology annotation, cellular component: cytoplasm; carbamoyl-phosphate synthase complex. Gene Ontology annotation, biological process: L-arginine biosynthetic process; 'de novo' pyrimidine nucleobase biosynthetic process; L-glutamine metabolic process. NCBI's taxonomy places the organism in Eukaryota, Metazoa, Cnidaria, Anthozoa, Scleractinia, Merulinidae. The record is from RefSeq and is a predicted model, not a curated record. Gene Ontology annotation, molecular function: carbamoyl-phosphate synthase (glutamine-hydrolyzing) activity; ATP binding; metal ion binding.